Messenger RNA from Beta vulgaris subsp. vulgaris (sugar beet), 2663 nucleotides. RefSeq lists its product as uncharacterized. Gene Ontology annotation, molecular function: serine-type endopeptidase activity; oligopeptidase activity. Gene Ontology annotation, cellular component: cytosol. Lineage: Eukaryota; Viridiplantae; Streptophyta; Magnoliopsida; Caryophyllales; Amaranthaceae. The record is from RefSeq and is a predicted model, not a curated record. Gene Ontology annotation, biological process: proteolysis. The transcript is spliced from 12 exons. Bases 3 to 2465 code for a protein of 820 amino acids.
AAAUGAUGUUAUCCUGGAGGCCCAUAGCCGGAUAUUCCAGUUUCCAAUUGGGAGCAAAACUCCUCUCCUUUCCUCGUACUCCCACUCGCACACUUCGCUUCUUUCCUCCAAAACUUAAAUCUUCUACUACAACUAAUACUUCAAACUUCCUUUCAAAAAAAACUAAUACUUCAAACUUCCUUUCAAAAAAAACUAAUACUUCAAACAUUUCUUCAACUCAACUUCUCAACUCCUCUCAUUUUCUCUCUCCUCCUCCUCCUUCUCUUCCUACCUUCUCCACCUCUUCCAUGGCUUCCGCAUUGCGCUAUCCCUCUUCUCGCCGUGAUGAUUCCGUCGUCGACGAUUAUUUCGGCGUCAAAAUCGCCGAUCCUUAUCGAUGGCUUGAAGAUCCGGAUUCUGAUGAGACGAAGGAGUUUGUGGAGAAUCAAGUGAAGUUAACUGAUUCAGUGCUUCAAGAAUGCGAUACGAGAGAGAAGCUUAAUGAGAAGAUGACUCAACUUUUCGGUUAUCCGCGGUUUUAUCCGCCAUUUAAGCGCUGCGAUAAGUACUUCUACUUCCAUAACUCUGGCCUCCAACCACAAAGCGUGCUCUAUGUUCAGGAUAGCCUAGAUGGAAAGCCAGAGGUGCUGCUUGAUCCUAAUCAGCUUAGUGAGGAUGGAACAGUGGCCUUGAACACUUAUUCUGUCAGUGAGGAUGCCAAAUAUUUCGCUUAUGGUUUAAGUGCAAGCGGGAGUGAUUGGGUAUCAAUUAAAGUAAUGAGAAUUGAAGAUAGAAGAGUUGAGCCUGAUACACUAUCCUGGGUUAAGUUUAGUGGUAUUACUUGGACUCAUGACAAUAAAGGAUUCUUCUACAAUCGCUACCCACCACCCAAUGAAGGAGAAAUAUCAGAUGCUGGAACUGAAACAAAUUCUAACGUCAAUCAAGAGCUGUAUUAUCAUUUUCUUGGUACUGAUCAGUCUGCAGAUAUUUUAUGUUGGAAAGAUCCUGAGAAUCCCAAACACUCUUUUGGGGCUGAGGUAACAGAUGAUGGAAAGUAUCUUCUUCUGUAUACUUCAGAGAGCUGUGAAGUAGUAAAUAAAGUCUACUAUUUAGAUUUGACAACACUGCCCAAUGGGAUUGAAGGUUCCCGAGCGGAAAAAGAUCUGCUUCCUUUCAUAAAGCUCGUUGAUACAUUUGAUGCAGCUUACGACGCUGUUGCUAAUGACGAUACAGUGUUCACUUUUCGAACUAACAAGGACGCUCCAAGGUACAAGUUAGUUCGUGUUGACUUGAAAACCCCAGAAAUAUGGACUGAUGUCGUUCCGCAGUCUGAGAAGGAUGUGCUUGAAUCAGCCUAUGCUGUCAACAGCAACCAUCUUCUUGUCUGUUAUUUAAAUGACGUGAAGCAUGUUCUUGAGGUUAGAGAUCUUGAAAGUGGUUCUCUGUUGCAUAAUUUACCCCUUGAGAUUGGGUCUGUUGAUGACAUCUCUGCACGACGAAAAGAUAGCGUGAUAUUUUUUAGGUUUGCAAGCUUCCUCUCUCCGGGCAUAAUUUACAAAUGUGAUUUGAACUCCAAUGCUCCAGAAAUGGCAAUAUUCAGAGAAAUCGUUGUCCCAAAAUUUGAUCGUGAUGAGUUUCAGGUUGACCAGGUUUUUGUUUCCAGUAAAGACGGCACUAAGAUACCAAUGUUCAUAGUUGCAAGAAAGGGAAUUGUUUUGGAUGGAUCACACCCGUGUCUAUUGUAUGGUUAUGGUGGGUUUAACAUAAGCAUCACACCAUCCUUCGGUGUCAGUCGCAUUGUUCUCUUAAAGCACCUUGGUGCCGUUUUCUGCAUUGCUAACAUCCGGGGUGGUGGUGAAUAUGGAGAAGAAUGGCAUAAGGCAGGAGCCCUUGCCAAGAAGCAGAACUGCUUUGAUGACUUCAUUUCUGCUGCUGAGUUUCUUGUUUCUAAUGGUUAUACCCAGCCAAAAAAAUUGUGUAUAGAAGGCGGAAGUAACGGUGGGCUUCUUGUCGGUGCUUGCAUUAAUCAGAGACCUGAUAUAUUUGGCUGCGCUCUUGCUCAUGUUGGUGUUAUGGACAUGCUCCGAUUUCACAAAUUUACCAUUGGUCAUGCUUGGACAUCAGAUUAUGGUUGCUCUGAUAAAGAGGAAGAAUUCCACUGGCUUAUAAAGUACUCACCCUUACACAACGUUAGGAGACCGUGGGAGGAAUCAACUGAUCAUUCUGCGCAGUACCCCGCUACCAUGUUAUUGACAGCUGAUCAUGAUGAUCGUGUGGUGCCUCUGCAUUCACUGAAGUUGCUGGCUACAAUGCAGCAUGUCCUAUGCACUAGCUUGGAAGAUAGCCCUCAAAAGAACCCAAUCAUUGGUCGGAUUGAGUGCAAGGCUGGUCAUGGAGCUGGACGCCCAACACAAAAAAUGAUUGAUGAGGCAGCGGAUCGGUAUAGCUUUAUGGCUAAGAUGGUAAAUGCGUCGUGGAUUGAUUAGAGAGUUGCUAGGAAACAUUGAAGGGAAAAAUUCUUGUUUGGAAUUUUCCUUUCUGAUUUUUCUUUUGCAAUAAAACAUUCAUAUCUCGCUUGUGUUUAUGUGAUGACAUUUAAGGAUGUGUUUGGCCAGAGCGUUUCUUUUAGUCAUUAUAGUCAUUUAUGAUAAACUAGUCUUAUACACACGCGAUGCGUGCGUUAA